Haliotis rufescens (red abalone) is the source of this 765-nucleotide messenger RNA. RefSeq lists its product as uncharacterized. NCBI's taxonomy places the organism in Eukaryota, Metazoa, Mollusca, Gastropoda, Lepetellida, Haliotidae. Bases 154 to 765 code for a protein of 203 amino acids. The record is from RefSeq and is a predicted model, not a curated record. The transcript is spliced from 3 exons. Gene Ontology annotation, molecular function: protein binding.
GUUUGGGGGUGAUUUAUUGUAGUGUUGUACAAACACUAGUAUGUUUAUCCUGUCAGGUAUUCGGCGGAUUAAGAAAAAUCCGGGUUCUGUGGUGUUUCCGGGAAAGGAAGUAUACAUAACUAAGGUGACCCUGACCUUCGCACUUCCUGGAUCAUGGAUCGCCAAGCAGAACUCAGUGCAACAAUGAAAGACACGUGUGCAGCAACUGUAGAAACACCCAGUCGUCUGCUUAUCUUCUACCAACCAACCCUCAACACCAGUAUCUCCGCUUAUCUCCCUUCUUACGUCAUCAGACGACUUGUUGGAGAGAAGGUGACAAUAGGUCGACGCUCGAGUGCAGACGUUUGGUUGAAUGACGAGCGUAUGUCAAGAAUGGACGCUGAGAUAUGGAACGAUGGUAGAGAUCCGUUUGUCUUCAAAAUCCGUAAUAUCAGCGAGAGGAAGAUGGUGAUAGUCGACAGCAAAGUACUGAAUAAAGAUGACCAAGCCUCUUUCAAAGACAACUGCACCCUUAAACUUGAUUUUGUAGAACUUCUCCUAAAGGUGUGUCCUGGGGAUGCCAUUGCGGCGACCUACGAAGUCAGCGUUAUCAAGAACGCUGUCGUUGGCAGGGGCCCUCCUUGUGACCUCGGGUCUUCCCACGGAGACACGUUCCGAUCAACCGCCCUCCUGCGCUGUCUUAUGCCCCACGCAGACACCGAGGGGCGUCCUGCGUCUGGGAAGGGUUAUUCAAGUUCACGCCAAUCCCUUCCCCCGAGCCUCUAG